UCAGUAGUGUACAUGGCUACUUUGAGAUUUCUCCACAUUUUCUUCUUCUUCCUUGUGGAGCUUGGUGCCACAUCAUCAUCUUCCUAUGAUGUGAAGCUUCUCUUAGAAAAGGUCAAGCCUUCACUGCAGGGUACCAGCGAGAACCUACUCUUGUCUUCGUGGAACUCCUCUGUCCCCGUUUGUCAAUGGAGAGGGGUAAAAUGGGUAUUUUCAAACGGGUCACCUCUCCAUUGCACAGACCUCUCUUCACCACAAUGGACAAACGUCUCUCUCUUCAACGACUCCACACUGCACCUUCUCUCUCUUCAGCUCCCUUCUGCAAAUCUCACCGGUUCACUUCCCAGAGAGAUUGGUGAGUUCUCUCUGCUUCAGAAUCUGUUCCUCAACAUCAAUUCCUUAACCGGGUCUAUCCCUUUAGAGCUCGGUUACGCUUCUUCACUGUCUGAAAUCGAUUUGAGCAGUAAUAACUUAUCUGGUGUUUUGCCUCCAUCGAUUUGGAACCUCUGUGAUAAGAUUUCCUCAAUCAAGAUUCAUGAGAACUCGUUCUCUGGUGACUUCCCUGAGCCAGCUUUGCCAGAUUCCACGUGUAGUAACCUUCAAGUUCUUGUUUUUGGUGGUAAUAAGUUCUCUGGUGGUUUCCCUGACUUUAUAACGAAGUUUAAAGGUCUAAAGGAGCUUGAUUUGUCAAGUAACAUGUUUGAUGGCAAUGUUCCUGCGGGUUUAACUUUAUUGAAACUAGAAAGACUUAACCUUUCUCACAAUAACUUCACUGGGGUGUUGCCAAGUUUUGGUGGGGGAUCAAAGUUUGGUGUAGAAGUCUUUGAAGGGAACAGUCCUAACCUUUGUGGGUUACCUUUAAAGCAAUGUUUAGGUUCCUCUAGGUUGAGAGCAAGUGCUGUUGCUGGUCUUGUGAUAGGUUUAAUGACUGGGAUCGUUGUCACGGCCUCGUUACUAAUUGGGUAUAUGCAGAACAAGAAGAGAAAGAACAGUAUAGAGAGUGAAGAUGAUUUGGAAGGAGGUGAUGAAGAAGAAGAAGAAGUUGGUGAUGGUGAGGGGAAGUUGGUUGUGUUUCAAGGAGGUGAGAAUCUGACUCUAGAGGAAGUUUUGAAUGCGACGGGUCAAGUAAUGGAGAAAACGAGCUAUGGCACUGUCUAUAAGGCUAAACUCAGUGAAGGAGGAACAAUUGCUUUGAGGCUAUUGAGAGAAGGAAGCUGCAAAGAUAGAAGCUCUUGUCUGCCUAUUAUAAAGCAAUUGGGACGUAUUCGACAUGAGAACUUGGUUCCUUUGAGAGCUUUCUAUCAAGGAAAAAGAGGAGAGAAGCUUCUCAUAUAUGACUAUCUUCCCAAUAGAAACCUUCAUGAUUUGUUGCACGAGAGUAAACCAGGAAAACCGGUUCUGAAUUGGGCUAGGAGACACAAGAUUGCGUUGGGAAUAGCGAGGGGGUUAGCUUAUCUUCACACUGGACAAGAAGUUCCUAUAAUCCAUGGAAACGUUAGAUCAGGGAACGUUCUUGUGGAUGAUUUUUUCUUGGCGAGACUCACUGAGUUUGGUCUUGACAAGCUAAUGGUACAAGCCGUAGCUGAUGAUGUCAUGUCGCAGGCGAAAACCGACGGAUACAAAGCAGCAGAACUACACAAGAUGAAGAAAUGCAAUCCAAGAACCGAUGUUUAUGCCUAUGGGAUCAUUCUCUUGGAGAUUUUAAUGGGGAAGAAACCGGGAAAAACCGGAAGGAACAACGAGUUUGUUGAUUUAACUUCGUUGGUCAAAAUUGCGGUUUUGGAGGAGACGACAAUGGAAGUAUUUGAUUUGGAGGUUCUUAAAGGGAUAAGGAGUCCAAUGGAAGAUGGUUUGGUUCAAGCAUUGAAGCUAGCUAUGGGAUGUUGUGCUCCCGUGCCGUCGGUUCGACCCACCAUGGAAGAGGUUGUGAGGCAGUUGGAAGAAAACAGACCGAGGAAUAGAUCGGCUUUGUAUAGCCCUAAUGAAACGAGAAGUGAAGCUGAAACUCCAUUUUGA
Messenger RNA from Thlaspi arvense, 2013 nucleotides. The record is from the annotation of a GenBank genome assembly. NCBI's taxonomy places the organism in Eukaryota, Viridiplantae, Streptophyta, Magnoliopsida, Brassicales, Brassicaceae.